This is a messenger RNA of Aureobasidium musti, 1452 nucleotides long. NCBI's taxonomy places the organism in Eukaryota, Fungi, Ascomycota, Dothideomycetes, Dothideales, Saccotheciaceae. The record is from the annotation of a GenBank genome assembly.
CGAGAACAAACUCGUCUUUCGCCAGUCCAAUCGGCCAGAAUAAACGCGGUUGCGGCCGCGUUCCAGCACGCCUGGGAUGGGUAUUCCAACUAUUGUUUCGGCCACGACACACUACAUCCUGUGACAAACAGCUGCGAGGAUGACUUUGGUGGUUACGGCGCUACAGCCAUUGACUCCUUACCUACUGCGAUCAUUUUCGAGAACCAAAAUGUGACCAUACAGAUUCUAGAAUUCAUCGCCGCUCUUGAUUUUAAGGUAGUCAAAGGAGGUAGCCGAAUCCAGGUCUUCGAAGUCACUAUUCGACAUUUCGCUGCCAUGAUAUCGGCCUGGGACUUACUCAACGGUCCGUUCUCUCAUAUAGUCGAUAACUCGACCCUCAUGGACGCGUUGCUCGCUCAGAUGACAACAUUGGGAGAUGCGCUUAGCUGCGCUUUCGACAGUCCGAGUGGCGUGCCUCGUGAGUGGGUAGAUCCUGCUUUGUGUCAGUCAGACAAAGGCACCCAAAAUACCAUAGCUGGUGCUGGAACAAUGAUCCUUGAAUUUGCCAGAUUGUCAGAUAUCACCGGCAACCAAAAAUAUGCCAAACUAGCGCAGAGAGCUGAAGAUUAUUUGCUGAAGCCACAACCAGCAUCUGGAGAGCCAUAUCCAGGGCUUCUCGGUUCUUUCAUCAACGUGGACAACGGAGAGAUCAUCGGAUCGCAGGGCAGCUGGGGUGCUCUUGCAGAUUCAUAUCUAUACAACAGCAAUCUCUACGAGCUUUACCUGGAGCGAUGGCUUCUUGCAACAGACUCGACGAUUCAUUACAUCGGAUCACAUCCCUAUAGUCAUCCGGAGUGGACCCUCUUGCCAUCUUGGAAUGGACACAAUCUGCAAAACUCAAUGGAGUCACUAUCUUGGUUCGCUGGUGGGAAUUUUAUACUCGGAGGAAUGGUAACGAACAACAAGACUCUUGUUGGAUACGGCCUGUCGAUCGCCGAUGCAGCAGGUGCUGUAUACAAUUCAACCCAGACUGGACUUGGAGGGGAGUUUGUCACGUGGGACACGACCUGCGAGGCCAGUGAAAACAACUCUUGCGACCCCAAUAACUCUUUUCGCAUCUCCGAUGGCAGAUUUCGGUUGAGACCUGAGGUCUUGGAGACUUGGUACUAUGCCUAUCGAGCUACGAAAGAUGAGAAGUAUAGAGAUUGGUCUUGGGCUGCCUUCGAAGCCAUAAAUCGUUAUUGCCGCACGGAAAGCGGAUUUAGUUCUCUUACUAACGUGGAUGCUGCAGAGGGUGGCAGUAAGGGUGACAUACAGGAGAGUUUCGUCUUUGCUGAGGUGAUGAAGUAUGUGUAUCUUACACACUGGGAGCCGGACUGGUAUCAAGAACACAUGGGUGUUCAAUACGGAAGCGCAUCCAUUGCGUGUUGCUGGUCCGCCACGAUGAACUCGGAUAUGGUUUUCUUUCCCGAG